Molecule: messenger RNA, 927 nt
Organism: Penicillium soppii
Lineage: Eukaryota; Fungi; Ascomycota; Eurotiomycetes; Eurotiales; Aspergillaceae
Product: putative epsilon-lactone hydrolase
Exons: 5
Coding region: 1-927 (308 amino acids)
Source: RefSeq, a predicted model, not a curated record
AUGAUCCAAGCAGUAGUUAAGAAACUCACUACAAGGUUCAGUCCGCUUCAACUGCAAUAUUUGUUCAAAUCUUACGACGAAAUUUAUCUGGAAUACUGCCAAAUAAACGGAAACAAACCACAUUUUGUUUCCACUAACCUUGGGGUAAAUGGAUUUUGGAUUGGAGAUCCUUCGGCCAAAUACGUUGUCAUUCAAUUCCACGGUGGAGGUUUUGCUAUGGACGCAACAGAGCCUUAUCUGUAUUUCUGGUCGAAAAUUCAGAAAUCACUUGCUGAUGCAGGGAUUGAAACUGCAUGGUUCCAUAGUACAUAUACGCUCACACCACAUGGGGCGUACCCAGUUCAGGUUGGCGAAGCAGUCGAAACCCUGCGAUACAUCUUGGAAGAAGAUGGACGAGCACCUGGGGAGAUCCUCAUUGCAGGAGACUCAGCUGGUGGGAGUCUGUGCUUGGCGAUUCUCUCACAUUUGAAGCAUCCUUCAAUGAACAUACCUGAACUCGUCAUCAACGAGCCUAUCAAGGGUGCUAUUCUUUUAUCCCCUUGGGUAUCAUUCAGUCAUCAAUGGCCAAGUGUGAAGCUCAAUGAGCAUAAAGAUAUCGAUGCGCAAGAGGUCACAUCGCGGUGGUCUCAGCUAUAUCUUAAUGGAAAACCCUCGAACAAUUACAUCGAGGCAGUCAAUGCACCAGAGGAGUGGUGGAGUGGUAUUCAAGUGGAACAGACUUUGGUACUCGCUGGCGCCGACGAGGUCUUACUAGACCCGAUAAAAGCUUGGUUUUCCAAAUUUGAAAAAUCUAACCCUAACACUACUAUUGUGGUUGGGAGAAAUGAAUGCCAUGUUGCCCCCCUUAUCUGGCCUCUGUUUGGUGACUUUCAUGAGACUGAACAGGAAAGUGCUAUAAAGCAUUGGUUGAUUGAGCGGCUGGGUUGA